Molecule: messenger RNA, 1677 nt
Organism: Cydia pomonella (codling moth)
Lineage: Eukaryota; Metazoa; Arthropoda; Insecta; Lepidoptera; Tortricidae
Product: cytochrome P450 4d2-like
Exons: 11
Coding region: 54-1538 (494 amino acids)
Molecular function (GO): heme binding; iron ion binding; monooxygenase activity
Source: RefSeq, a predicted model, not a curated record
AGUAAACAGUGGCAGUUGCGAAUGUCACUUGCUCACGGACGCACGCAUUUAAAAUGAUUUUGUUUUUAUUAUUAUGCGCGCUUGUUUUGUUUAUUGUUGCUUCGUGGAUUUACUUCCUUAGAGAUGUGAGGAAAUAUAAUGUUUCUGGACCCACUCCGUAUCCUAUUAUUGGCAAUGGGAAUUUGUUCCUGUGCGAUUCUAAUAAAUUUUUGGGAAUUUUAUCCGAUUUGGCGAUAGAAUAUAAAGAUGCUUAUCGCAUAUACAUCAUGUCAGACAGAUAUUUUGUGCUGUCACACCCUAAAUACAUUGAGCAACUGAUAUCAAGCACAGAAAUAAUAACCAAGGGGAUAUCCUACGACUUCCUGCGGCCCUGGUUAGGGGACGGUCUUUUGACGUCGACAGGUCCAAAAUGGAGAAGCCAUCGCAAAUUCCUCACCCCGGCCUUCCAUUAUAACAUUCUCCACACCUUCCUUCCCGUGUUUUUGAAGAAUGGGAAUAUUUUGUGCGAUACAUUGAAGAAAAAGGCCGAUGGUUCAUCGAUAGAACUGAUCCCGGUUAUGGCUAUGGCGGCGUUGGAUAACAUUACAGAAACAAUAAUGGGGGUGUCCCUAGAUGCGCAAAAAGAAAAAGACUCCAAAUAUGUUAAAUCUAUCGACGACAUAAGUCAAAUCAUGGCUACCAGAAUGAGAGACGUGUUCAUGGGCAACAAUUUCUUCUUCUCGCUGACACCACACAAGAGGAAACACGAUAAGGCGAUCGAGUUCAUGACCAGACAUACGAAGGAAGUAAUAGAAGCCAGGAGGAAAGAGUUGAAUGCUGCCAACGCUAAGAAGUUGGUUGAGAGUUCGGAAUUGGGUAUGAAAAACAAGCACGCCUUCUUAGAUUUACUGCUAUUGGCUGAAGUAGAUGGAAAACAGAUCAGUGACGACUGCGUACGCGACGAAGUGCUCACGUUUAUGUUUGAAGGCCACGACACAACUGCGUCGGGCACCGUGUACGGGUUAUACUGUAUCGCGAACCAUCCAGAAGUGCAGCGGAAGAUUCUAGAAGAGCAGGAGGAAGUUUUAGGCGGCGAUUUAAAAAGAGACCCCACGUUUAGCGAGCUGCAACAGAUGAAAUAUCUAGAGUGCGUGAUCAAGGAGAGCCUCCGUUUAUACCCAUCUGUUCCCAUGAUCCAGAGAAUGGUUCCUAAAGACGUCGAAAUGGCCGGUCUGCGGUUCCCAAAGGACACAACGGUCAUGAUCAACAUAUUCCGCAUGCACCGGAACCCCGAUGUGUUCGAGGAUCCCCUAGAAUUCCGGCCGGAACGAUUUGAGAUCUCCAACAGUGCCAGGAACGCGUUCAGUUGGAUUGCGUUUAGCGCUGGACCUAGGAACUGCAUUGGUCAAAAAUUCGCAAUGCUGGAAAUGAAAGUGACCUUAGCUGCCAUCGUGAGGAGCUUCGAGCUGUCUCCAUGUGGCGAUGAACCGGAGCCCUGUGGGGACCUCAUACUGAGGUCCAGGAAUGGGGUGCAUGUCAAAAUGAUGCCGAGGAAUUGACAGUUGCCAGUCGAUGUUAGUCUUAUCACACACAUUGACAUAAUGUCCCGAGUACAGUACAGAAAAAUCCAUAAAGGAAUCUUUAAUUUUGGAAAUGGAAAAUUUCGAUCCCCAUACAAAAAUAUGAGAAGGUUCCGAG